AUGUUCCAUAGCUAAUUGAUAUGUAAGAAUAUACUUAUUCUAUUUUCAAGAAGANAUUUUAAAUUUGAGAAGUAAGGAUUCAUGAUGAUUAAAUUAUUUUCUAAAUGGACUCUUAAGGAAAAGGCUACAAAAAUGUAUUUUAGAUUUUUUGAACACAAAAUUUAAUCAUAUUUUGAUCUUUUUUAAAUAUAUGAACCUUCUAUUGAAGAAAAUAAUGAUGAUGAUCAAAAUAAUAAUUAAAGAAUUUUAACAGAUAAUAUAUUGACUCCAAUUAAUUUGAAUAUCCUUAAUUUUUAAAUUCCUACUAUUAAACCUGUUACUUAAUUUGGAGCAAUUAAUGUAAUCUAUAUAUUUAAAUAUUAAUAGUUUGAAGAAUAUCUAAAAAAGAAGAAUCAGAAUAUCGAAUGA
Messenger RNA from Paramecium pentaurelia, 408 nucleotides. Lineage: Eukaryota; Ciliophora; Oligohymenophorea; Peniculida; Parameciidae. The record is from the annotation of a GenBank genome assembly.